Talaromyces atroroseus is the source of this 3153-nucleotide messenger RNA. RefSeq names its product 2-oxoglutarate dehydrogenase, mitochondrial. NCBI's taxonomy places the organism in Eukaryota, Fungi, Ascomycota, Eurotiomycetes, Eurotiales, Trichocomaceae. Gene Ontology annotation, molecular function: oxoglutarate dehydrogenase (succinyl-transferring) activity; thiamine pyrophosphate binding. Gene Ontology annotation, cellular component: oxoglutarate dehydrogenase complex; mitochondrion. Bases 1 to 3153 code for a protein of 1050 amino acids. The transcript is spliced from 4 exons. Gene Ontology annotation, biological process: tricarboxylic acid cycle. The record is from RefSeq and is a predicted model, not a curated record.
AUGCUUAGAGCUCUAGCUUCGAAGAAAGCGACGAGCGCCAGCCUGCUGCGUGGCAGCAGCUCUGCGUGCUCCGCCUGUCGCCGCUCUCACUUCCUGGCGACCUCGUCCCGACCCAACGUGCAAUUGACCACGCGAAGGCCGCUGGCUGUCCUUGACCGUGUCGCUGGACGAAGAGAAUAUGCACAGAGCGCGGAGGAAACCUCUCGAGGAGUGGACCCCAAUGAUUCCUUCCUCCAAGGCAAUACCGCCAACUACAUCGACGAGAUGUACCUCGCAUGGCGCGAGGACCCCUCCAGUGUGCAUAUUUCCUGGCAGACCUACUUCAAGAAUAUGGAGGAUGGGAAUAUGCCAAUCUCGCAGGCCUUCCAGCCCCCGCCUACCAUCGUUCCCACUCCCGUCGGAGGUGUGCCUCAGCACAUGCCUACCGCAGGCCAUGAUUUGACGAACCAUCUCAAGGUGCAACUUCUUGUCCGCGCUUACCAGGCUCGUGGCCACCACAAGGCCAAGAUUGAUCCUCUAGGAAUCCGUGGCGAGGCAGAGGCUUUCGGCUACAACAAACCCAAGGAGUUGGAGCUCGACCAUUACGGAUUUACCGAGAAGGAUCUUGACCAAGAAUUCACCUUGGGACCCGGUAUUUUGCCUCGCUUCGAAACCGAGUCCCGCAAGAAGAUGACUCUGCGAGAAAUCAUUGCUAGCUGCGAAAAGAUUUACUGCGGUUCCUACGGUGUCGAGUACAUUCAUAUCCCAGACCGUAAGCCUUGUGACUGGAUCCGCGAUCGCUUCGAGAUUCCUCAACCAUACAAGUACUCCGUUGAUGAGAAACGCCGUAUUUUGGACCGUUUGAUUUGGAGUUCCAGUUUCGAAUCCUUUUUGGCUACGAAAUUCCCCAACGACAAGCGUUUCGGUCUUGAGGGAUGCGAAACCCUGGUUCCUGGUAUGAAGGCUCUCAUUGAUCGCAGUGUCGACUAUGGUGUCAAGGAUAUUGUUAUUGGAAUGCCUCAUCGUGGUCGUUUGAACGUGUUGUCCAACGUCGUCCGCAAACCCAACGAAUCCAUCUUCAGUGAAUUUGCUGGUUCUGCUGAGCCUGAAGACGAGGGCUCUGGAGACGUGAAAUACCAUCUCGGCAUGAACUUUGAACGCCCUACUCCCUCCGGAAAACGCGUUCAAUUGUCUCUGGUCGCUAACCCGUCCCAUUUGGAAGCUGAAGACCCCGUUGUCCUAGGUAAGACUCGUGCCAUUCAACAUUACAACGGAGACGAGAAGGAUUUCAACACCGCCAUGGGAGUUCUGCUGCACGGUGAUGCCGCCUUUGCUGCUCAGGGUAUUGUCUACGAGACGAUGGGUUUCCACUCUCUCCCUGCCUACUCGACCGGUGGUACUGUCCACAUUGUUGUUAACAACCAGAUUGGUUUCACGACCGACCCUCGAUUUGCUCGUUCUACUCCUUACUGCUCUGACAUCGCCAAGGCUAUUGAUGCUCCCGUCUUCCAUGUUAACGCCGACGACGUGGAAGCUCUCAACUACGUCUGCCAGGCGGCCGCCGACUGGCGAGCUGAGUUCAAGCGUGACGUUGUUAUUGAUAUCGUCUGCUACCGUAAGCAAGGUCACAACGAGACCGACCAGCCAUCUUUCACCCAGCCUCUGAUGUACAAGCGCAUCGCCGAGAAAAAGAGCCAGCUCGAAACAUAUGUUAGCAAGCUCAUUUCCGAGGGAACUUUCAGCAAGGAAGACAUCGAUGAGCACAAGAAAUGGGUUUGGGGUAUGUUGAACGACAGCUUCGACCGCAGCAAGGACUACCAACCCACUGGUAAAGAAUGGUUGACCUCCGCAUGGAACGGCUUCAAGAGCCCCAAGGAGCUUGCCACUGAGGUCUUGCCUCAUCUGCCAACCGGUGUUGAUGUAGAGACUUUGAGGUCAAUUGGUGACAAGAUCAGCGGAGCACCCGAUGGAUUUACUGUUCACCGCAACCUUAAGCGCAUUUUGGGAACCAGGAAGAAGGCUGUUGAUGAAGGUCAAAACAUCGACUGGGCUACUGCAGAGGCCCUCGCUUUCGGUACAUUGGUGAAGGAAGGCCACCACGUUCGUGUAUCCGGACAGGACGUUGAACGUGGUACUUUCUCUCAACGUCACGCUGUUCUGCACGACCAGGAGAACGAGGGUACCUAUACCCCUUUGCAACACAUUAGCGAAGACCAGGGUACAUUCGUCAUCUCUAACUCGUCACUGAGCGAGUUCGGUGUCCUCGGUUUUGAAUACGGUUACUCUCUGACUUCCCCUAACGCCCUUGUUAUGUGGGAAGCCCAGUUCGGUGACUUCGCCAACAACGCCCAGUGCAUCAUAGAUCAGUUCAUUGCUUCCGGUGAAGUUAAGUGGUUGCAACGUUCGGGCUUGGUUAUCUCGCUGCCUCACGGUUACGACGGCCAAGGCCCAGAGCACUCUUCCGGUCGUAUGGAGCGUUGGUUGCAAUUGUCCAAUGAAGAACCUCGUGUCUUCCCAUCUCCAGACAAGCUGGACCGUCAACACCAGGAUUGCAACAUGCAGAUUGUCUGCAUGACUUCCCCAUCCAACUUGUUCCACAUUCUGCGUCGUCAAAUCAACCGUCAAUUCCGUAAACCACUUGUUAUCUUCUUCUCGAAAUCUCUCUUGCGUCAUCCUAUCGCUCGUUCUGAAAUUGAGGAAUUCACUGGUGACUCUCACUUCCGAUGGAUCAUUCCAGACCCAGCGCACGGUACCUCAAUUGAUGAGCCGGAGAAGAUUGAGCGUGUUAUCAUGUGUUCUGGCCAGGUAUACGCUGCUCUUACCAAGUACCGUGAGAGCCAUGGUAUCCGCAACACUGCUAUCACUCGUAUUGAACAACUCAACCCCUUCCCAUGGGCACAACUGAAGGAGAACCUCGACAGCUACCCUAAUGCUAAGGACAUCGUCUGGGCCCAGGAAGAGCCCCUCAACGCCGGUGCCUGGAGCUUUGUCCAGCCCCGUAUUGAGACUUUGCUCAAUGCCACAGAGCACCACAACCGACGCCAUGUGCUUUAUGCUGGUCGUUCCCCAAGUGCCUCCGUUGCCACGGGCCUCAAGGCUAGCCACGUUAAGGAGGAGCAAGAAUUCCUGUCUGACGCUUUUAACGUGCACCAGGAGCACCUAAAGGGGGAGUAA